Gambusia affinis (western mosquitofish) is the source of this 2283-nucleotide messenger RNA. RefSeq names its product ubiquitin-conjugating enzyme E2B (RAD6 homolog) (gene ube2b). Gene Ontology annotation, molecular function: ubiquitin conjugating enzyme activity. Gene Ontology annotation, biological process: proteasome-mediated ubiquitin-dependent protein catabolic process; DNA repair; protein polyubiquitination. The record is from RefSeq and is a predicted model, not a curated record. Bases 182 to 640 code for a protein of 152 amino acids. Lineage: Eukaryota; Metazoa; Chordata; Actinopteri; Cyprinodontiformes; Poeciliidae. Gene Ontology annotation, cellular component: HULC complex. The transcript is spliced from 6 exons.
GUUGCGCCUCUGUUGGCCUCAGCACUGCAACCAACCGACGUCAACCAUAAAUAGCGAGCUAGCCAGUUGUUGUUUUGGGGGAAUAAGAAAAGAGCUGCAAGCGGAAGAAACACCGGAUUUGGGCUUUUUCCUCUUCUCUCAAUUAGUCUUUUUCAAUUUUUUUGUAUACACAACUGAAAUAAUGUCUACGCCCGCAAGGAGACGGCUAAUGAGGGAUUUUAAAAGACUUCAGGAAGACCCUCCCACCGGUGUGAGUGGAGCGCCGUCUGAGAACAACAUCAUGCUGUGGAACGCUGUAAUUUUUGGGCCUGUGGGGACGCCAUUCGAAGAUGGAACAUUUAAGCUGCUGAUAGAGUUUUCAGAGGAGUAUCCCAACAAGCCCCCCACGGUUCGGUUCGUCUCCAAAAUGUUUCAUCCAAAUGUUUAUGCUGAUGGCAGUAUAUGUUUAGACAUUCUUCAGAACCGCUGGAGCCCAACGUACGACGUGUCGUCCAUACUCACGUCCAUCCAGUCGUUGCUUGAUGAGCCGAACCCCAACAGCCCGGCGAACAGCCAGGCGGCGCAGCUCUACCAGGAAAACAAGAGGGAGUACGAGAAACGGGUAACGGCCAUCGUGGAGCAGAGCUGGGUGGACGGCUGAGCGUCUUCCUCUCCGUACCUGUCGUCUUCAUCACCUCUCAUCAUCAUCAUCCCUCUUCUUCAGCCGCUCAUCAAGAAACAACAGUAACUAUCAAAACUCAAGUGCCACCCUGAUAAGUAAAAAGGAAAACCAAAUCUGAACAGACAUCAAGUUGCUUACUGAUCGUUGCAGGAAAUCUGGGGUGUUGGGUUUCCAUCUUAAAUUGUUUCUUGUCUUUUUUUAUUGCAUGGUGUGGGAUAAGUUAUUACUAAGAAAACUUGUAAUAUAUGUUUGGUUGGACUAAAAGCGGUUAAUGGCUGAGUUUUACUUCUUUUUUUUUUUUUUCUGCUGGUUUGAGAAGAAAACGCUAACGACCAAAUUGGCACGUUUUUAAAAGCUGUGGACAAACCCAGGAAAUGCCUUUCAGAGCUCAUAAAUAUCACUGAUCCUCAGUUAAACUAAAUAAAGAACGUCCGGCACUCCGUUUCUGCUUCGGUUUGGAUUCAGUUAGUUUGAGGCUGCUGCAGCCUCAAACCCGUGGAAAGGUUUCUUAUGAGAGAGGAAAUAAUGUUUUUAAGUUUUAUUUUGCAGAGCUGUUUUCUAAUUUUCUCCCUCCGUGUUUUGUUGGCUGGAAAUAAAUUCCCCUGAGUGUUUAUUAACAGCAGGUAAAAAUAGCAUUAUGGAGCCACUGCAAAAACACAAAAUUUAUUUCUGGUUAACUUUCUAGUGCAAAUAUCUUAACUUUGUCGUACUUCAAGUGUGCUAUCUUACAGGUAACUUUUCAGCAUAAGAGGUGGUUUGAAUAAAUAAUUCCUUAUUAUCAGUGAAAAGGUUUCAGUUCCGUUGACAGAUUAUUUCACAAAAUAUCUUUCCAGUGUUUAUAAGUGAAAUAAUCUGGCAGUGGAGCUGGAACUGGGUUGCUAGGUAACGGGCUGGGCCUGGCUGGGGUUGCUAGGUGACAGUGGAGAUAUUAUUUUCAAAAUAACUUUUACUGGAUUAUUGACUUAAAUCAAGCUUCUUUUUUUUUUUUGCUGAAAAGCUACUUAUAAUUAGUUUUGUCUUUUUUGUGCACCAAGACAUAAAACAAAACACUUUAAAAUUGUGUUUUUGCAGUGGGAUGCUUCCACAUCAUGUUUUAGAAUAAAUAAACGCAGAUUGAAGGGAAGUCGGUUAGGUAGGAGGGAAGUUUUAUUUUUGUUUUAAUUUAAUAAUUUCUCUCCCGAAACAAAACGAUUUAAAUCUCCAUGCUUCUGAUUGCUCUAUUAAAACAACCUGGCUGCAAAUAUUGAGAGAGAGGGAAAAAAAGCUAAAUUAAGUAAUGCUCUUCUUUUUUUAUUUAAUUUGAAAACAAGCUGCUGCACCUUCUUGCUGUUCAAACCUUCCGUGAAGAUUUAAAUGUUUUCUUUUUGGUGUCUGUACCUUUUUUAUGUUUUUAUUUUCUUUAUCUUGGAAAAACAAAAUUCCCCCGAAGCAAACAGUCAUGACUGAACCCGAUCCGCCAACAUGAAACAGAAACUCCCCUUUCUUAAACAGAGAUGCUCAUAUUGUGGCUUGUGACUUAUUUCACCUAGUAAACAAAAUAUGCUAUCAAAUUUUGAGAAACAAAUGUAUACUUAAAAUAAUAUGCUGUAUAAACAUAAUAAAACACAUUUUUCAGACUUUGA